AAAUGGGGGAGCGAGAGAAAAGCCUAAAAAAAAGUCUUAGAAUUUAAACGCACCCAAUAAGGUUUAGUACCAGAACUAGUACCUUUGUUUUAGUAAGUGCAGUACAUGUUAGUACCGAUAACGACGGAAUAUUUCUCUACUCCAUUUACUCCUCCUACUACCUUCCCCAAACGCCUACCUCUCACUCCCGCAACUCUGUCAAUCUCGUUUCUCAUAUCACAAAUGGUGGCGCCAGUAGCAGCAGCAACCACUACCACUGCUAGGCCUUAUUCACCACUACCUUCUUCACUUGUUCCAUCAUGUCAAGGACUUCGUGGAAAUUUGGGUUCAACUCGUACCUUGCAAUGGCCAAGGAAAGAAAGACAGUGUACUAGGAAGGCCAGUUUUAAUAAAGUCACUGCCCAGUUUGAGCUAAAGCCUCCCCCAUAUCCAUUGAAUGCUUUGGAACCGCAUAUGAGCAAGAACACCUUUGAUUUCCACUGGGGGAAGCACCAUAGGGCUUAUGUGGAUAACCUGAAUAAGCAAAUUGUAGGAACAGAACUAGAAGGAAUGUCUUUAGAAGAUGUUAUAGUCACUACCUACAACAAGGGGAAUAUUCUUCCUCCUUUCAACAAUGCAGCGCAGAUUUGGAACCAUGAUUUCUUUUGGGAAUCCAUGAAACCAGGUGGGGGAGGAAAGCCAUCCGGGGAGCUUCUAGAGCUAAUCGAAAGAGAUUUUGGAUCAUUCGAUAAGUUUGUUGGAGAAUUCAAGACAGCUGCAGCUACACAAUUUGGAUCUGGCUGGGCUUGGCUAGCAUACAAAACAAAUACACUUGAUGUCGGAAAUGCAGAAAACCCUAAGCCAACAGAGCAAGAUAAAAAGCUUGUGAUUGUGAAGAGCCCUAAUGCUGUAAACCCACUUGUUUGGGAUUACUAUCCCCUUCUUACCAUUGACGUUUGGGAGCAUGCUUACUACCUUGAUUUUCAGAACCGACGACCAGAUUACAUAUCACUCUUCAUGGAGAAACUUGUGUCAUGGGAUUCCGUCAGUUCUAGACUUGAAGCAGCAAAGGCUCAAGCUGCUGAAAGAGAGUUAGAAAAAGAGAGGAAAAAGGAGGAGAACAAUCCAUCAGACAGUGAAGAUGACGAAUUAUUAGUAGACAGUAUUAGUGAUGACUCAGAAGCUGAAUGAUUUCUUUCUAUUUUGCCGUGACGUGAGAAUAGUAAUCUUAGAAAUUCCUGGUAAAAAAAAUAUUAUAUGUGAAGGUGAUAUAGAGGUCAGUGUGUGUCACUACUCAGGACUCAUGAGAUACUCAUACCAAGAUUUUGUUAUUUCUAUUGUAUUGUGAAUGUCUAUGCUUGAGUAUGUAGUUCUCUGUUGUCAUUUGAAAUAAAUUUGAGAACACUAUUUCAUUCUCUGAACAUGUCAUGUACAAAAUAUUAAUCUUAAUCAUGUAACUGUCUUGAGCUUC
Cannabis sativa is the source of this 1450-nucleotide messenger RNA. Its product is annotated as superoxide dismutase [Fe], chloroplastic. Gene Ontology annotation, biological process: superoxide metabolic process. NCBI's taxonomy places the organism in Eukaryota, Viridiplantae, Streptophyta, Magnoliopsida, Rosales, Cannabaceae. The transcript is spliced from 9 exons. The coding region runs from base 106 to 1170 and encodes 354 amino acids. Gene Ontology annotation, molecular function: superoxide dismutase activity; metal ion binding. The record is from RefSeq and is a predicted model, not a curated record. Gene Ontology annotation, cellular component: chloroplast nucleoid.